CCACCAUUUGAGAGAUAUAGAGAGACAGAGGGAGAUUCAGUGUGUCAGAGGCUGUUUGUUUCCUUCAUGGCGAUGGCGAGAGAGAUAGGGGAGGAAGGAGAGGUGCAGAACAACGCGGGGAAGAGGCUGAAAUGCAUGAAGAAUGAGGAGAAGGGUCAAACAGGGGAGGAAGCUGUGGAGGAUGAAAGUGAGCUUCCCCUCCAGCCCGGCAUCUUCUACUAUCCAACCACUCCUACGUCUUUCGUUGUCUCCGAUGCUCUUGAACCCGAUUUUCCCAUCAUCUAUGUCAACAAGGUCUUUGAAUUCGUCACCGGCUAUCGUGCCGAUGAGGUUUUGGGUCGAAACUGUCGGUUCUUACAGUAUAGGGACCCUCAUGCUCAAAGGAGGCACCCUUUGGUGGAUCCUGUUGUUGUUUCUGAGAUUAGAAGAUGCAUUGAGGAAGGUAUUGAGUUCCAAGGUGAACUUCUGAAUUUCCGGAAGGAUGGCAUUCCUUUAGUGAACAGGCUGAGACUUGCUCCAAUUCACGAUGAUGAUGGAACUAUGACACAUGUAAUAGGCAUCCAGCUAUUUUCUGAAGCAAAUAUAGAUCUAAAUCAUGUCUCAUAUCCGGUGUUCAAAGAGACCUGCAGUCAGGAAAUUGACAAGACUGGUAAAAAUUUUCUGAAGAGUGGACAACCAUUAUACAGCCAGCACCAAGAGAUGUGUGGCAUUCUUCAGCUUUCUGAUGAGGUCUUGGCUCAUAACAUCUUAUCACGCUUGACACCAAGGGAUGUUGCAUCAAUUGGGUCUGUGUGCAGAAGGAUCCGUCAAUUAACACAGAAUGAACAUGUUAGAAAGAUGGUGUGUCAAAAUGCAUGGGGAAAAGAAGUGACCGGUGCAUUGGAACUCAUGACCCAGCAGUUAGGAUGGGGUCGUCUUAGCCGAGAGCUAACCACUCUUGAGGCUGUUUGUUGGAGAAAACUGACAGUUGGAGGUGCAGUAGAGCCUUCGCGCUGCAAUUUCAGUGCUUGCGCUGCGGGAAAUCGCCUCGUACUGUUUGGAGGUGAAGGAGUUGAUAUGCAGCCCAUGGAUGACACUUUUGUCCUCAAUCUUGAUGCUAAAAAUCCUGAGUGGCGUAGGAUUAGUGUGAAAUCAUCCCCACCAGGAAGGUGGGGCCACACACUCUCCUGCUUAAAUGGUUCUUGGUUGGUGGUAUUUGGAGGAUGUGGUAGGGAAGGAUUGCUUAAUGACGUGUUUGUUCUUGAUUUGGAUGCUCAACAGCCAACAUGGAAAGAAGUCUGUGGUGGAACUCCGCCCCUCCCUAGAUCUUGGCACAGCUCUUGCACUGUUGAAGGGUCUAAAUUGGUAGUCUCAGGUGGGUGCACAGAUGCUGGGGUACUACUUAGUGACACAUACCUACUGGACCUUACUACGGAUAAUCCAACAUGGAGAGAAAUUCCAACUUCUUGGGCUCCUCCUUCUCGGUUGGGGCACUCACUCUCUGUAUAUGGCAGAACAAAAAUUCUCAUGUUUGGGGGACUUGCCAAGAGUGGACACUUGCGAUUACGAUCAGGGGAGGCUUAUACGAUUGAUUUGGAAGAUGAAGAGCCUCAGUGGAGGCAGCUAGAAUGUAGCGCAUUCUCUGGAAUAGGCAGUCAAAGUGCUGUGGUUCCUCCACCUCGGCUAGAUCAUGUUGCAGUGAGCAUGCCUUGUGGGAGGAUUAUUGUUUUUGGAGGCUCCAUUGCAGGGCUUCACUCUCCAUCCCAGCUCUUUCUUUUGGACCCUUCUGAGGAGAAACCGUCAUGGAGAAUCCUCAAUGUGCCGGGACAACCGCCAAAAUUUGCUUGGGGUCACAGCACUUGUGUGGUCGGGGGGACUAGGGUUUUGGUUUUGGGUGGACGUACAGGGGAAGAGUGGAUACUUAAUGAGUUGCAUGAGUUAUGCUUAGCAAGCAGGCAGGACUCCGACCUAAGGUGAAUUGGCCAAACCAAGUGCACAAACUCAAUUCCUUUCAUGAUGAGACUUUGCUGCUUUGUUGAUGUCUUCCUUCUGCUCUAGUAGCUUGGUUUUGUGUAUAUGCUUCUGUAAAAUUGUCUUGUACCCCUUGUAUGUGCUUCUAGUGCCAGUGUUGAUGAUACUCCUUUGAUGGAAUAUGUACGUACCGUGGGUUUUUUUUU
Neltuma alba is the source of this 2156-nucleotide messenger RNA. RefSeq names its product adagio protein 3. The transcript has 2 exons. NCBI's taxonomy places the organism in Eukaryota, Viridiplantae, Streptophyta, Magnoliopsida, Fabales, Fabaceae. Gene Ontology annotation, cellular component: nucleus; cytosol; SCF ubiquitin ligase complex. Gene Ontology annotation, molecular function: protein binding. Bases 67 to 1956 code for a protein of 629 amino acids. Gene Ontology annotation, biological process: response to blue light; circadian rhythm. The record is from RefSeq and is a predicted model, not a curated record.